CAUCCCGAAACCGAAAUAUUAGUAUUUGAUUUUAAUUCACAUGUAAAUAUAUAUAUAUAUAUAUAUAUAUAUUUAUUUCUUUUAAUGUGUGUGUGUGUGUAUAUAUGAAAUCCUCGAGGAUUCAGAUUGAAGAAUUGGUUCAAUUUCUUGGAUCCAAAUCCUAAAUAUAUUACUCUUCCCAUUUCCUCUCAAUCUCUUCUUCUUCUUCAAUCCUCUUCCUUCUGCCAUUACCCAUGGGGAUUCUCGCUGACAGUGGGUCAGGUUCUUCUCUCAAGUUCUUGAUUUACGGCCGGACUGGCUGGAUUGGCGGUUUGCUUGGCCACCUCUGCCAACAACAGGGUAUCGAUUUCACUUACGGCUCUGGCCGCCUCGAGAACCGCGCCUCCCUCGAGGCUGAUAUCGCCGCUGUCAAGCCAACCCAUGUCUUCAACGCUGCUGGAGUCACUGGCCGCCCCAACGUCGAUUGGUGCGAAUCGCAUAAGGUCGAGACCAUUAGAACCAAUGUGGUCGGAACCUUGACCUUGGCCGAUGUGUGCCGUGAGAGAGGCUUGAUCUUGAUUAAUUAUGCCACUGGCUGCAUUUUCGAGUAUGAUUCCGCACAUCCUAUCAAUUCGGGGAUUGGAUUCAAGGAGGAUGAAAUCCCUAAUUUUAUUGGAUCCUUCUAUUCCAAGACGAAAGCUAUGGUUGAGGAUCUACUAAAGAACUAUGAGAAUGUGUGCACUUUGCGCGUUCGGAUGCCUAUAUCCUCGGACUUAUCAAAUCCUCGCAACUUCAUUACCAAGAUUACUAGAUAUGAGAAGGUUGUCGACAUCCCAAACUCAAUGACAAUCUUGGACGAACUCCUUCCGAUCUCCAUCGAAAUGGCGAAAAGAAACCUCACUGGAAUAUGGAACUUCACCAACCCAGGAGUGGUCAGCCACAACGAGAUCUUGGAGAUGUACAAGCAAUUCAUUGACCCCAAUUUCACAUGGAAGAACUUCAAUCUGGAGGAGCAAGCCAAAGUGAUCGUCGCCCCACGAAGCAACAAUGAGCUCGAUGCAACCAAGUUGAAGAACGAAUUCCCUGAGCUCUUGUCCAUCAAGGACUCUCUCCUCAAGUAUGUGUUCAAGCCAAAUCAGAAAACUCCCACAGCUUAAAAACCCCAGUGGUAUUUUCUGCUCCAUAUUUCCUCUUCUUUGUAUUUUGUUCUUUGCCAUUUCCGUUGAUUCGAAUCUUUGGCGCCGAGCUCUUGAAUAUCAAAUCUUUUCCCCUUUAGCAUAGGACAUAGAAGCUUGAUUAUGAUCCAUAUUCGAAUACCAUAUCUAUUAUUUUGUUCUUAUCAUUAUUGAAUAAAAGUAGCUUGAAAUGAUCUUGUGUGGAGUUUCAAUUUAGGCCAUGUUAUGGGGAGAACAAGAUGUAGCAUUUUGGUAUUUGUAACUUUGCUGAUUUUGGGUCUAAAACAUUAUUGAGAACUUCUGUGCUUUAUCAGUUAUGGUUUCUAUUUUGUAAGAUGAAAAUCAUCUUUAAUGUAGUUGUCAAUUUUCUCAA
Cucumis melo (muskmelon) is the source of this 1527-nucleotide messenger RNA. RefSeq names its product bifunctional dTDP-4-dehydrorhamnose 3,5-epimerase/dTDP-4-dehydrorhamnose reductase. The transcript has 2 exons. The coding region runs from base 234 to 1136 and encodes 300 amino acids. The record is from RefSeq and is a predicted model, not a curated record. Gene Ontology annotation, cellular component: methionine adenosyltransferase complex. Gene Ontology annotation, molecular function: methionine adenosyltransferase regulator activity. NCBI's taxonomy places the organism in Eukaryota, Viridiplantae, Streptophyta, Magnoliopsida, Cucurbitales, Cucurbitaceae. Gene Ontology annotation, biological process: S-adenosylmethionine biosynthetic process.